AUGGACCUGAGGGAUUUUUACCUGUUGGCUGCUUUGAUUGCCUGUUUAAGGCUGGAUUCUGCUAUAGCUCAAGAACUUAUUUACACUAUUAGAGAGGAGCUGCCUGAAAACGUGCCCAUAGGGAACAUACCAAAGGACCUGAACAUUUCUCAUAUCAAUGCUGCCACAGGGACCAGUGCCAGCCUUGUCUACAGACUGGUGUCUAAAGCAGGGGAUGCACCUCUGGUCAAAGUGUCCAGUAACACGGGGGAAAUCUUUACAACAUCUAACAGAAUAGACAGAGAAAAACUAUGUGCUGGAGCUUCCUAUGCAGAAGAAAAUGAGUGUUUCUUUGAACUUGAAGUGGUGAUUCUCCCCAAUGACUUUUUUAGGCUUAUCAAAAUAAAAAUCAUUGUAAAGGAUACUAAUGACAAUGCGCCUAUGUUUCCAUCCCCUGUCAUCAAUAUCUCCAUCCCAGAAAACACUCUGAUCAACAGUCGCUUUCCAAUCCCAUCAGCAACAGAUCCUGACACAGGUUUCAAUGGUGUGCAGCACUAUGAGUUGUUAAAUGGGCAGAGUGUCUUUGGACUGGAUAUUGUAGAAACUCCAGAAGGAGAGAAAUGGCCUCAGCUGAUUGUGCAGCAGAACUUGGACAGAGAGCAAAAGGACACCUACGUGAUGAAAAUCAAAGUGGAGGAUGGAGGUACCCCCCAGAAAUCCAGCACAGCUAUCCUGCAAGUCACAGUAAGUGAUGUCAAUGAUAACAGGCCAGUCUUUAAAGAGAGUCAAGUAGAGGUCCAUAUACCAGAGAAUGCCCCUGUAGGCACCUCUGUAAUUCAGCUUCAUGCUACAGAUGCUGAUAUAGGAAGCAAUGCAGAAAUCAGAUAUAUUUUUGGUGCCCAAGUCGCCCCUGCAACCAAAAGAUUUUUUGCUUUAAACAACACCACAGGGCUGAUUACAGUUCAGAGGUCCUUAGAUCGAGAAGAGACUGCUAUUCACAAAGUGACAGUGCUGGCUAGUGAUGGUAGCUCUACACCAGCCCGGGCAACUGUCACCAUCAAUGUCACUGAUGUAAAUGAUAACCCUCCUAACAUAGACCUCAGGUACAUAAUAAGUCCCAUCAAUGGCACAGUGUACUUAUCUGAGAAAGAUCCCAUCAAUACAAAGAUUGCCCUAAUUACGGUUUCAGAUAAGGACACUGAUGUGAAUGGCAAAGUGAUCUGUUUCAUUGAGAGAGAGGUCCCCUUCCACUUGAAAGCAGUUUACGACAACCAGUAUUUGUUAGAGACCUCUUCCCUGUUGGACUAUGAGGGCACCAAAGAAUUCAGCUUUAAAAUUGUGGCUUCUGAUUCCGGCAAGCCCAGUUUGAACCAGACUGCCCUGGUAAGAGUUAAGCUGGAGGAUGAAAAUGACAACCCUCCGAUUUUCAGCCAGCCUGUAAUUGAGCUGUCAGUUUCUGAAAACAACCGGCGUGGUCUAUACUUAACAACUAUUAGUGCCACAGAUGAAGACAGUGGGAAAAAUGCAGACAUUGUUUAUCAGCUUGGUCCUAAUGCCUCCUUUUUUGAUCUGGAUCGAAAGACAGGAGUUUUGACAGCCUCCAGAGUUUUUGACAGAGAAGAGCAGGAACGCUUCAUUUUCACUGUUACAGCCCGAGACAAUGGCACCCCUCCUUUGCAGAGUCAAGCAGCUGUAAUUGUUACUGUGUUAGACGAAAAUGACAACAGUCCCAAAUUUACUCAUAAUCAUUUCCAGUUUUUCGUAUCAGAGAACUUACCAAAGUACAGCACGGUGGGGGUGAUCACAGUGACCGACGCAGAUGCCGGGGAAAAUAAAGCAGUGACCCUUUCCAUCUUGAAUGACAAUGAAAACUUUGUGCUGGAUCCCUACUCUGGAGUUAUAAAGUCCAACGUUUCUUUUGAUCGAGAACAGCAGAGCUCUUACACCUUUGAUGUUAAGGCAGUGGAUGGAGGGCAACCUCCUCGCUCUUCUACAGCAAAAGUGACAAUAAACGUGAUGGAUGUUAAUGAUAACAGUCCUGUUGUCAUCUACCCACCUUCUAAUACUUCUUUUAAGCUAGUGCCACUCUCAGCAAUUCCAGGAUCGGUGGUAGCUGAAGUCUUUGCUGUGGAUAUAGACACUGGCAUGAACGCUGAGCUGAAGUACACAAUUGUGAGCGGCAAUAACAAGGGUUUGUUUCGGAUUGAUCCAGUGACAGGUAAUAUCACUCUGGAAGAAAAACCAACUAUUAAUGAUGUGGGGCUGCAUCGCUUAGUUGUCAACAUAAGUGAUUUAGGUUAUCCCAAGUCUCUGCAUACUCUUGUGCUUGUAUUUUUAUAUGUAAAUGAUACUGCUGGAAAUGCCUCCUAUAUUUAUGACUUGAUACGCAGGACUAUGGAAACACCUUUGGAUCGGAACAUAGGGGACAGUAGCCAACCCUACCAAAAUGAGGACUAUCUCACGAUCAUGAUCGCUAUUGUGGCAGGUGCCAUGGUUGUAAUAGUGGUGAUAUUUGUCACAGUUCUUGUUCGCUGUCGGCAUGCCUCCAGAUUCAAAGCUGCCCAGAGGAGCAAGCAAGGUGCUGAGUGGAUGUCUCCCAAUCAGGAAAACAAGCAAAACAAGAAAAAGAAAAGGAAGAAAAGGAAAUCUCCAAAGAGCUCUCUUUUGAAUUUUGUGACCAUUGAGGAGUCCAAACCUGAUGAUGCAGUUCAUGAACCUAUCAACGGGACAAUAAGCCUUCCAGCAGAGCUGGAGGAGCAAAGUAUAGGAAGAUUUGAUUGGGGCACAGCACCACCAUCAACCUUUAAGCCUAACAGUCCUGAUCUUGCCAAGCAUUACAAAUCUGCCUCUCCACAGUCUGCUUUUCAUCUCAAACCUGACACUCCAGUUUCAGUGAAAAAGCACCAUGUGAUUCAGGAACUCCCGUUGGACAACACCUUUGUUGGUGGUUGUGACACCCUUUCCAAACGCUCUUCCACUAGUUCAGAUCACUUCAGUGCCUCAGAGUGCAGUUCCCAAGGAGGCUUCAAGACAAAGGGCCCCUUACACACCAGACAGGCUACCUAUGGGACAAAGAAUGGGAAUGUUGACAACCAACCAUAUACUUUUUUGUUACGUGGGACAAGAGUCUUGAAUGUGAUGGCACUGAAUUUUGGAGAUAUGCCGAAGUACUUGUGGGAGAUUUGGGUACCUGACAAACCAUGGGUGUCCCAGCGCCGUGUUACAUUUCACCUCCCCGAUGGCUCCCAGGAAAGCUGCAGUGACAGUGGUCUGGGAGACCACGAGCCAGUGGGUGGUGGAACCCUGAUCUCACACCCUCUCCCUCUGGUUCAGCCGCAGGACGAAUUCUACGACCAGGCUUCACCGGACAAGAGGACUGAAGCUGAUGGCAACUCUGACCCCAAUUCUGAUGGGCCUCUUGGUCCACGAGGAUUAGCUGAAGCUACAGAGAUGUGUACUCAAGAAUGCCUGGUUUUGGGUCACUCAGACAACUGUUGGAUGCCUCCUAGCCUGGGCCCAUACCAACAGCCAAAGUCUCCUCUCUCCACCUUUGCACCUCAGAAAGAAUGGGUUAAGAAGGACAAACUAGUUAAUGGACACACGUUGACCAGGACCUGGAAAGAAGAUAGCAACAGAAACCAGUUCAGUGAUCGAAAGCAGUAUGGUUCCAGUGAGGGCCAUUUCAACACUGGCAACCACAUGACUGACAUUCCUCUGGCCAACUUGAAGUCUUAUAAACAGGCCCCGGGAUCUGUGGAGAGUCCAAAGGAGCACCAGCUAUAAGAAAUAGUUACUUUGGACCAAUGACUUUAGCUUACUUAGACUUGCUAAUACUAUGUGUGUGUCAGAGCUUUAUGUACUGGGUAGACCUGUAGAACUAUGCUUCACCUAGCAGAGAUAUGCAUAUCUUUAUGUUAGCACCACAGAAGGUAUGAUGUCCUGCAACAUGAAAGAAUGCUUCUACUAGUUAUGUGGUUUUGUUAAAUAGACAUGAUUAAAAUCUGCAGAGAUCUCUCCAGUUUGAAAAUAUCCUAUUUUGUUUCUUUUUUUUUUUUUUUUUUGACCCUGGACUGCUGCUAUGAACAACAGAAGAUGCAUUUGGAGAGUUGAGAGAGUGCGAAAACUCAGUGGAUUGCAAAGAUUGAAAAGCAUAUCCAGUUAGAAAAUUGUGCUUUUGUUGUCAUUGAUCUAUGCUGGGACCGUUAUACUUGAGAUCAUAUUGCAAACAAUUGAAGCUGUAAACAUUAAACCUAUUGUGCUAUUAACAAUGUUAGUGGACACUUGUAAGUCAAUCAGCGUUCAAAUACUUGUAAAUAGCAACAAUUAUUACUCACAAUUUUUGUGUACUUAUAAUGUUCACUUAAAAAGACACUGUAGCAUAUUUCUGUGUUUCACAGUUGCUUUUUAAUUUCUUUCAUUUGUUUUCUUGCUGUUUUGUUUUUAUUUUCAGUGAUGGUGUUUCUGUGUUAGUAGUCUGUCUGACACACAGUGUUCCAAGAAAUUCAAGCCACUUGUAUGAAAAAUAAAAGGAGUGAUGGGGUA
Messenger RNA from Cinclus cinclus, 4521 nucleotides. RefSeq names its product protocadherin 9 (gene PCDH9). The transcript has 5 exons. Bases 1 to 3762 code for a protein of 1253 amino acids. Lineage: Eukaryota; Metazoa; Chordata; Aves; Passeriformes; Cinclidae. Gene Ontology annotation, molecular function: calcium ion binding. The record is from RefSeq and is a predicted model, not a curated record. Gene Ontology annotation, biological process: homophilic cell-cell adhesion. Gene Ontology annotation, cellular component: plasma membrane.